AUGUUUGCUAUAAAAAUCUGCAGAGCUCACAGAACAACCUCAAUAACUGCGUCUGUUGUUUUGGCUGGAAUUAUACCGCUAGAUCUGCGAAUUAAAGAACACGCGCAUCAGUACGAGAUAAAAAGAGGUAAAACUCUAGAUUUACUAAACAGCCAAAAGAUAGAAGGAAAAAUAAGCUCCUUCACGCUACCACAUCCGGCUGAAACAGUAAACAUCCGGUUUAGCUUGAUCACUUCUCAAGAAGAAAUAAGGGAAGAUAUAGAGAGCUUUAACUAUUACACAAACGGCAGCAAGCUAAAUGGAGGGGUUGGCUGCGGAAUUUCACGCUGGAAAAACGGUGUCGAAAUUAGCGGAAAUAAUUUUAAACUGACCCACUACUGCUCUGUAUAUCAAGCUGAAUUGCUAGCAAUCUUUAAGGCCACUGAAAUUAUUAUACAUGAAAAUGACCUAAACAGCUCAAUCUACAGCGACUCUAGAUCAUCCCUAGAAGAAAUAUCCAACUCAAAGACGGAACACCCCAUAGUAUAUAAAAUACACGAAAAUAUCAAGGAAAUAAAGCGAUGCAACCAGCAUAUAAGAUUUUACUGGGUCAAGGCACACAACAGUAUACUAGGGAAUGAACGUGCAGAUGAACUUGCCAAGGAAGGAGCCCUAAGCAAUGAACUGAUUCCUAUAUAUGACAGUUUUCCAAUAUCUUACGCAAGAAACUCCAUCAGAGCCGCAACCAUAGAGACUUAG
Aricia agestis (brown argus) is the source of this 738-nucleotide messenger RNA. RefSeq lists its product as uncharacterized. The record is from RefSeq and is a predicted model, not a curated record. NCBI's taxonomy places the organism in Eukaryota, Metazoa, Arthropoda, Insecta, Lepidoptera, Lycaenidae. The transcript has a single exon. The coding region runs from base 1 to 738 and encodes 245 amino acids. Gene Ontology annotation, molecular function: RNA-DNA hybrid ribonuclease activity; nucleic acid binding. Gene Ontology annotation, biological process: DNA replication, removal of RNA primer.